Molecule: messenger RNA, 929 nt
Organism: Hyphopichia burtonii NRRL Y-1933
Lineage: Eukaryota; Fungi; Ascomycota; Pichiomycetes; Serinales; Debaryomycetaceae
Gene: IDI1
Product: isopentenyl-diphosphate delta-isomerase
Exons: 1
Coding region: 62-925 (287 amino acids)
Biological process (GO): isopentenyl diphosphate biosynthetic process; isoprenoid biosynthetic process
Cellular component (GO): cytoplasm
Molecular function (GO): isopentenyl-diphosphate delta-isomerase activity
Source: RefSeq, a predicted model, not a curated record
AAUUUUUCUAAUGUUUUCUACUUGAACAGCUUUAAUUGGCAUCUUUAUUUGACAUCCAUUCAUGGCACCAUCAGCACACCAGGAACAGCUGUAUAACCAGCUUGUGGCCAGUCUUUCCAGCGAGGAGAUUUUGACCAAGUGGAGUGAGGUCACUCCGUUGAAGUCGAUCAGUGGAGUCCCUACUUCUAGUUCGUCCUCAAACGAUGAAACUCAAGGGUUGUUUGAAGGACAUGAUCAAGAACAAAUCAAGUUGAUGGAAGAGUUGUGUAUUGUGCUUGACUACAACGACACUCCUAUAGGGGCCGGGACCAAGAAGUUAUGUCAUAUAAUGGAUAAUAUCAAUCAAGGAUUAUUACAUCGAGCAUUUUCGGUGUUUUUGUUUAAUGAAAAGAAUGAAUUGUUAUUACAGCAAAGGGCAGAUGAAAAAAUCACCUUCCCAGCAAUGUGGACCAACACCUGUUGCUCGCAUCCGUUGUGUAUUAAGAGUGAAAUGGGGAUAUCGAAGGAAAAUGAAAAUGCUAGUGCAUUAGAACAAGCCAUUGAUGGGGCUAAGAUUGCCGCCCAAAGAAAAUUGGACCACGAGUUGGGGAUUCCUUUAAGAGACUGCGAGUACGCCAAUUUCCAGUAUUUAACUAGAAUCCAUUAUAAAAGUGCUAGUGGUGAUGAGUCCAGUAAAUGGGGGGAGCAUGAAAUUGAUUAUAUUUUAAUUUUGAAAUCGGAAAACCCUUCGGUCAAUGCCAAUCCAAAUGAGGUUAAGGAUUAUAAGUAUGUUAACCAAGAACAGUUGAAGCAAAUGUUCAAGGAUGAGUCUUUGGUUUUCACUCCUUGGUUUAAGUUGAUUUGUGAAACUUUCUUAUUCAACUGGUGGAAUAAUUUAGAUAAUUUGAAUUCCUUUCAAGAUGACAAAAUUCAUAGAAUGUUAUAAUGUA